AUGGCCACUCUGAUGCGGUACCACGCAUACUAUCUUAUCCCUCUUCGAAGGCAGCAGAAUUCGACCCUCGCGUUAAUGUACGUCUGGACUGUGCCAGCCUUCGCAACCAGGAUCGUCAUAUCUUUGAGUAAUGGCGGUGGCCGCAAGCUCUACGCCUCCAAACCAGCCUCCCGUUGUCUCUCGUAUGAUUUCCUGCAGAGAUUAGAUCAAAAAAAUCUUUCUGUCCCUUCAAGUCUUGUCGAGACCUCUCUUCUUCUCUCCUCGUUUUCGUAA
This is a messenger RNA of Ascochyta rabiei, 273 nucleotides long. RefSeq lists its product as uncharacterized. Lineage: Eukaryota; Fungi; Ascomycota; Dothideomycetes; Pleosporales; Didymellaceae. The transcript has a single exon. The coding region runs from base 1 to 273 and encodes 90 amino acids. The record is from RefSeq and is a predicted model, not a curated record.